AUGUCGCCAACAGCGAACGAAUACCAAGCUUUGAAAACACGCGUUGACUAUCUCUACCGUGUCGUCCGUGCCUAUCGCAAGCUCAAUCGAGCACUGUUUGUCGAAGAGAUCAUCCAGACUCAGCUGGACAAAAUAAACGUAGCCACUGAGUCACUCCGACCACAUUUUGUCGCGAAGCAAGCCCAGUGGCAGGCCAUCGGACAAAAGGUCGACGAGCAGAGUGAGAAGCUGAAGCAGUUCGAGCACGAAAAACUGGACAAGCAACCAUCGUUUGAGGAAUGCGUCGCACAUGAUUGGGCGGAGAAGCAUGAGAAGGUAUUGCUCGCGAAAUGUCGGCAUUACAUGCAAGAGACUCUGAAGAUGUGCGGCAAGGUAGACGCGCAAGCUGAGGAGCGGGCAAGGAAGGAAGAUGCAGUUGCCUUCUGGUUGCAUGGGAGCUGGGAUCAAGUGAAACAGAUUGCCGAGCAGCUUAUCGAGAAGUCGAAGAAGGAGUUGAUCGGGCAGUCAGAUUAG
This is a messenger RNA of Parastagonospora nodorum SN15, 513 nucleotides long. RefSeq lists its product as hypothetical. NCBI's taxonomy places the organism in Eukaryota, Fungi, Ascomycota, Dothideomycetes, Pleosporales, Phaeosphaeriaceae. The record is from RefSeq and is a predicted model, not a curated record. The coding region runs from base 1 to 513 and encodes 170 amino acids. The transcript is spliced from 2 exons.